Neopelma chrysocephalum (saffron-crested tyrant-manakin) is the source of this 909-nucleotide messenger RNA. Its product is annotated as carnitine O-palmitoyltransferase 1, muscle isoform-like. Gene Ontology annotation, cellular component: mitochondrion. Gene Ontology annotation, molecular function: carnitine O-palmitoyltransferase activity. NCBI's taxonomy places the organism in Eukaryota, Metazoa, Chordata, Aves, Passeriformes, Pipridae. The transcript is spliced from 6 exons. The record is from RefSeq and is a predicted model, not a curated record. The annotation marks the transcript as partial. Gene Ontology annotation, biological process: carnitine metabolic process; fatty acid metabolic process.
GCCGCUGUCCCUGUGUCCCCCCAGUUCAUGCUGGCGACAGACAAGUUCCAGCUGGGGUACACGGAGGGGGGGCACUGCAAGGGGGACCCCAACCGCCAGCUGGCCCCGCCCCAGCGCCUGCAGUGGGACAUCCCCCCCGAGGGCAUCGUUGCCAUCGAGGGCUCCCUGCGCGUGGCCCAGGCCUUGGCGGACGACGUGGAUUUCUGCUGCUUCCCCUUCACCACCUUCGGGAAGGGGCUCAUCAAGCGCUGCCGGACCAGCCCCGACGCCUUCAUCCAGAUCUCCCUGCAGCUGGCACACUUCCGGGACAAGGGCUCCUUCUGCCUGACCUACGAGGCCUCCAUGACGCGGCUGUUCCGCGAGGGCCGCACCGAGACCGUCCGGUCCUGCACGGCCGAGGCCACGGCCUUCGUGCGCAGCAUGGCCGACCCCCGGCACAGCCGCUCGGAGCGGCAGAAGCUGUUCAAGGCGGCGGCCGAGAAGCACCAGCAGCUUUACCGGCUGGCCAUGACCGGCGCCGGCAUCGACCGGCACCUCUUCUGCCUCUACCUGAUGUCGCGGUACCUGGGCACCCAGAGCCCCUUCCUGGCCAAGGUGCUGUCGGAGCCGUGGCGUCUCUCCACCAGCCAGACCCCGCAGCAGCAGCUCAAGAUGUUCGACUUCGACAAAUACCCCGACCACGUGUCCAGCGGCGGCGGCUUCGGCCCCGUGGCAGACGAUGGUUACGGGGUCUCCUACAUCAUCGCCGGGGAGAACCUCAUCACCUUCCACAUAUCCAGCAAGUUCUCCAGCCCCGAGACGGUGAGGGAGGGGGGCACCGGGGCCGGAGGGGGGGGGAUUGGAGGGCUGUGGGGCCACCUGUGGGGUCACUUGUGGGUCUGGGGCAGCCCCUGACCCUGGCCUUGCCCC